This is a messenger RNA of Halichondria panicea, 8219 nucleotides long. RefSeq lists its product as uncharacterized. Gene Ontology annotation, cellular component: membrane. The coding region runs from base 125 to 8041 and encodes 2638 amino acids. The transcript is spliced from 33 exons. Gene Ontology annotation, biological process: cell communication; cell-matrix adhesion. Gene Ontology annotation, molecular function: protein binding; calcium ion binding. Lineage: Eukaryota; Metazoa; Porifera; Demospongiae; Suberitida; Halichondriidae. The record is from RefSeq and is a predicted model, not a curated record.
CACUGUUAUAACUGUAUAGCUGCUGAACUUGUAAGCUUCACAGUUCUCAUCUCUUCGCUCCAACAAUUUGCGGUUUGUUUUUGGUUGCAGCUAGACUGUCCGAAGUUCAGUUGCUGUAGCAAGCAUGGGUAGACAGCAUUGCAGUGUAAUAGUGGCUGCUUGCUUACUGUCUGUGUUUGCCGUUUGUGUGGGUCAAGCUCCAAUAGCUUUUGAAAAUGUUUGUGAAGAGGAAGGUUUUUCCGAUAACCUAUCAUGCGAGAGAGAAGAUGGAGUGAGGCACUGCUUCUCCAGAGAUGAACUUUGCAACAAUAAAACGCUGUGUGCUGAUGAAUUCGAUGAAGGGGUAACCACUGGAACUGGAUUGGACUGUGAUGGUAGUCUCACUGGUCGCAAGGCUACUGACAAUGGCAAAGUGGAGCCUGGAUUUCUGUGUUUCAGUGGCACUAUCCUGGACCUGGUACAACUGUGUGAUGGCAAGGCGGACUGUGAGGGUGGAGAUGAUGAGACACACCCUCUCUGUGCAAACAAGUGUCUAUUUCCCUACUAUGGAGGAUGUUUUCACACAAGGGAGUGUCAUUCCACCGCUAGAGAAGCAAGUUGUGGACUGUGUCGUCCAGGGUUCGCAAGAGACUCGAGGAAUUACGAAACUGGCGGAUGUAUUGAGGCUUCCUUCAGAUUCCAAAGUACCUACAGUGUGUGCGAAAAUCAGGGAAGAGAAGUUUUUGUAACACUUGAUACAACUGGGGUCCUUGAUCAGAGAGUGCUAGUGGAAGUCAGGAUAAUUGGUGGAACUGCUACAGUUGGUAAUGACUUCACAAUAUCAACAAGUCAGCUUGUAUUUGAGCAAUUUUCUGGUGGAGAAACAAGUAGAGGAGUAACUAUUGGGGCUGUACUCGACAGUGUUUCUGAAGGCAGUGAAACUAUUCUCCUGGAAGCUUCGUCUGGUGAUUGGCCAUUCACUAUUGGAGGGAAUAGUACUACUGUUACAAUCAAUGAUUGCAGUGCAGAGAACCUGUUUUUGCUUCCACGUCGAAUUGUUAGUGAGGGUUCUGGCUCAAUAACUACGAAUGUACAAUUGGCCAGAGGAGUUGGUACCCUGACAGAGGAUCUCAUUGUUAACAUAUCGACCAGUUCUGGAUCUGCGAUAGGCAACAUUGACUAUCGUGAGACACAGUUGACUCUCACCUUUCCUAGCGGAAGCCGAGGAGGAGAUAGGAUUCCAUUUUUAAUCUCCUUAAUUGAUGAUAACAUUGCUGAACAACAAGAACAUUUCCUUAUAACAGCUUCAACAAGUGGAAAUGGAAUUGGGAUAUACUCAAGAACAACAUACAGUCGAAGUGCAUUCAUUAGUGAUAAUGAUCCCUUCAUAGUUGAAUUUGAGUACCCAAGCUACACUGUAAUGGAAGGAGAGAGUGUGGAAGUCUGUCUAGUCAACACCACCAAUCCAGAGAGAGUCCAUAAUUUCAUCGUGCAGUUCUACACUUCAUAUGACUGUGAUAUUUCAUCCACUGUUACCGUAGUAGAUGAUGCAACAGCUGACUUAGAUUAUGAAGCACUGUAUAGCGAAAGUGAUGUCGUUUUCCCACCUGACACUAAUCGAGCAUGCACGAUUAUCAACACUUACCACGAUAACUUGCAAGAAGGAGUGGAACAAUUCAUUGUAAGGUCUGUACAUAGCAGUGGAGUUGGACAGACCUCUGAUUCUACAGAUAUUUUGAUUGUAAAUGUGAAUGUGGGUCCAGUGACAGUAUCGAUUGAAGAAUCACUCUAUUCAAUUACCCAACCUGAAGAUUCCGUGGAAAUAUGCAUUGUUUCUAAAGGCAGCCUGGAUGAAACAAUCACUAUAAGCCUACAAACUCAAUAUGAAACCGUGGAGCUGACACUUUCUGCAACAGUUACUCAUGCAUGCUCUAUUGUUAAUUUUUCUAGUGACCUGUUUUCCAGAAAUGGUCUCAUUGAGACCAUACAAGCUGUGAUCAUGUCAGAUAAUCGUCGAGUGACCCUUGACCGAUUUCAAGCCGAGAUAAUAUUGUUUGCUGGAAGUGGUGUUAAGGAUGAAUGUCCAGUCUUACUGGACCCUACCAAGGGACAAGUUGAACAGCUGCUCACUGAUGGACAGAUUCUCCCUGGCUCCAUUGCCAUAUACUCCUGUGAUGUCGGGUUGGUUCCUGAUGGAGCACGAUUCAGAGAGUGUACAGCUGAUCUCACCUGGUCAGGAAUCCCACCUAUUUGUAUUCAAGGUGUGGAAGGCGUUGUUGAAAGUUUGUCUAACGAUUUUAUUGUUGGAUUUCCUUUCACUGAUACGAACAUAUUUGAGUCACAAGCUCUUAUUGUUACCACAAAUGGUCAAUCUGUUAAUUUUCUCACUUACGGAAAUCAAUUUGAUAGUGUUUCUAUUGUUAGGAACACUGAUUAUACUUACACUGGCAUUCCAAACUCCUAUAGCAGGAAAGGUAUCAACAUAAAAGCAAAAACAAAUGAAAAAAUUGUUGUUCACGGCUUCCAGAGUACCGGUUUUUCAAUGGAUUUCUAUUUAGCGAUCAAUGUGAGGCCAGUGGUUGAUGUUCAAGAGUAUGAGUAUUAUUCAAUACCAUACAACUACCCCAGCUUGCUACACCUUGUUGCCACUGAAGACAACACUAUUGUUAACCUUGGAUCUUCAUCCAUCUCGCUGGAUCGCCUUCAAACACACCAAAUUGAUGAUAUUGCUUCUCUUACAUCAAUUAGAGUUUCAAGCGACAAACCUCUUUCUGUUAUCAGUUCUAAGAACUGUGUAGGAUCUUGUGACUACCUCAGCGAACAGUUGUUGCCCACUCACCUAUGGGGUAGAAGAUUCCUAGUGGCAUCAUUUCUUGGACUGAAAAAUGGAGAGAGCUUAAGAAUUUUGGCGUCAAAAUUUCCUACUACAGUCACAAUUGCGUGUGCAGGGAGUAACAUUCCUCGUGUAGAAUUUCUCUUUUCUCGUCUUGGUCAGUGGAGAGAUGUAAAACUUGAUGAGCAGUCUGGGGGUGUUAGGGACAGAUUUUGUGUAGUAGAAGCUACGAACCCAGUGCAUGUUCUUCAGUUUGCUCGAGUUAGUGUGGGUGAUUCGUACAUGAUGACCAUUCCAGCUGUUGAACAAUAUGGAGAAUAUUUCACCGGAUUCUAUGUUCCAAAUAUAUCUCCUUUUAACUUUGUAAAUCUCUAUGUGGCACCUGAACAUUUUGUUCCUGGAGGGAUUCUUGUUGACGGAGAUGCAGUGUUGGACUGGACAACUGUACGGUGUCAUAGUGGUGAAAUUUGUGGGUAUAUCUCAAGACCUGUUUUAGCAAGAAGAAAUUAUCACACGGUACAGCAUCAAGACCCCAGAGGCAGAAUAGGAAUAUCAGCGUACGGAUUUGAUACUGGACAGAACAGUUCUUACGGUUAUCCUGCAAGCAUGUACAUACCAUCUCCACAAAGUGUUGACGAAUGUGCACCAAACUUGAAUAUUUGCGAUCUAAAUGCCCAGUGUAUAAGUGUGAAUGGACGUUACGAAUGUGUCUGUAAUGAUGGCUAUGAGAAAAGAAGAGAUGAAACCUGUACUGAUAUAGAUGAGUGUGCAGUUGGUACUAGUGGCUGUGAUGUCAAUGCUUACUGCACUAACACUAUUGGUGGUAAUAACUGUACCUGCAAUACUGGCUUUAUUGGAACUGGGAGAGUAUGUACUCAAGAAUCGGAUUUAACUGAAUUUGAGGACUACUUACCAUUUAUCAACGACAAACAAGAAGCGAUAGAUCUAAGUGAUGAUUCAUGUUCAAAAAUACCAGUACCUGCCAUUCCCAUUGGACCUGACACAGUCACUCAAAUAUGGAUCUGUGAGAAUGGAGUCAUUUCUAUUGGUGAAAGACCCUUCAAGUUAUGGAGACCGAGACGUUUCCCCAGUGACAAUCCACUUAUCCAACAGGCAAACAUCUUAGCUCCAUUCUGGAAUGAUCAUGAGCCAAAUCCAGGUCUUGGAGCUGUGAAAUCUCAAAUUUUUGAAAAAGGUCCCGAUCAAACUGACCAAGGCAUUAAUAGAUUCGUUGCUCAUCAGCAAGGUCUGAAGGAGUUCAAAGGUGAAUGGAUGAUACUUGUGAGCUGGGAGAAUGUGUCACCAUACACUCGAUGCAGCGAUGUUCAAGUAGAGCAAAACUCCUACCAAGCUAUAAUUAUCUCCGAUUUUACAACAACAUAUGCUGUGUUCACUUAUAAUGCCAAUGCAUUGAAGUGGUCCAGUAUUUGUGAUGAUGUGUACUCUAUUAUUGGCUACAACUUUGAUCAGAGGAAGACAGAGUCUUUAAAUAUUCCCUCAUUUCAAAACCAUCGUUUCAGUGGAUCAAGUAACAUCAAACAAAUUCCUCUGAAAUUCCGGACUCAAAAUGUUCAAUGGGCCAACCUGAUCUAUCUCAUUGGCAAGGAUGAAAGCCCAAUACAACGUUCAGCUGCUGAAUGUGUAUCGAUGGGAAAUAGAGACGGGAGUCAGUUUAUGGACCGUGGUGUUCGUGUGGAACAAGGUCUGUCGUGUCCAUGCUCAGUAGAACAAGCAUUCCGAGAUCGAAGAUAUAUCCAUGCUGCUGCAUAUCUCGCUGAGAUCACUGGUGAUGAUAGAUUCCUUUCUAAGAACUGUUUUGUACAAGUGUUUAAGCCUCUCAGAGCUAAUAGAGGUGUUCAUAUGUGCUGCUACAGUACAAGUGAGGAGUCACAUGGAGCUCUGUUAGGAUCACCAUUCCAAAGUGAAGCAAGCUCUCUUUUACGAUUCCAUCCUUACACUGAGCGUGACGACUUUAUGGAAUAUGAUUACCAAUUUCAAAGGAGCUGUUGCUUCGGUAAAUCAGACAACAUGUGCCCGACUUACACCAACCAGCGCAGGGCUGAUGAAUGUUUGAGCUACACACCCUCAGAGUUUGCCUGGUUUUGGGGUGACCCUCACUUCAAGACACUGGAUGGUGCCGGCUAUACAUUCAAUGGAUGGGGAGAAUACAGCUUACUGGAGAUUAGCACAUCAGAGGUUCAGUUCCUUCUUCAAGGUCGGACCAAUCCUGUCAGCAACUCUAAAGCCACUCAACUGGUAGCCUUCGCUAUGGAGGCCUUACCAAACAACCCUGUUGAGAUACGACUGGAUACAGCUACGAAUAAGUUUAUCGUUCUUUUCAAAGGGUCUGAUAUUACUGACAGUGUCUCCACGAUAGGGGAUCUAUAUUUCUCACCAAAUUUUGAUGUCUUUAUAACCAGAGAUUCCCAAAAUGUCCUAGUGUGUGCUUUUCCUAUUGGCAUUUCCAUGACAGUCACAGUUUCUUCGGGGAUGCUCUCAUUUGUACUCGGAAUACCUGAUGAUUUCCGAAAUAUGACUCGAGGGCUCAUGGGCAAUUAUAAUGGAAUCGAAACGGAUGACCUCGUGUAUCGGAAUGGGACAAUGCUUGCUCAGAAUUCAUCCGAUAGAUUGAUUCAUGAAAUGGGACAAUCAUGGCAAAUCAGACCAGAUGAGUCAGUGUUUACAUAUCCUGAGGGCAAUACUGCACUGGACUUUGCUUUUCCUGACCACACCCCAGAGUUUCUGAACGAUGUGGUUGCCACGGCAAGUGUAGAGGUGUUGACUGCCUGUGGGGACAGUGUACAGUGCAUAUUCGAUACAUCUCAGACUGGUGACAUCAGUAUUGGGCUGGAGACUAAGCUCAUCAAUGAAGCAAAUGUGGCCUACAGGCAGCAAGCAAUCAACAGUCCACCACUCAUUGCUGGUCCCUCUGUUUUUAUGGUCACUCUGGGACAAGAAGCCGAGUUGGCCUUCACUGUAACAGACGAUAACAAUAUCUCAAGCGUGUCACUAAUUGGAGGCCUGCCCAUCAACUCAACUCUAAUGGUGUCACCAAUGAAUGGAUUUUCCGAAGUUACAUUUCGAUGGACUAUAACUGAGAUUGUCGAUGUGGCGCUGUUGUUUGUGGCUAGAGACGAGCGCGGUGCAGUGUCAGUGUUGAAUGUGCAGGUGCAGAUCUGUGCUUGUGAGAAUGGUGGUGACUGUACAGAAGUACAAAGUACUGCAGAGAAUACGGUGGUACUCAACUGUGACUGCCUUGAAGCCUAUGUAGGUAGGUUCUGUGCCGAUGACUCUGAUGGCUGCACUAGUGUGAUAUGCUUUGAGGAGGUGACAUGCGUCGAUGUCCCUGCCCCUGGAGUGGGGGUAAUGUGCGGACCAUGCCCAGUAGGGUAUUUUGGAGAUGGACAGAAAUGUGAUGAUAUCAACGAGUGUGAGGAGGAUGCUCACAACUGUACUGAUGUCUGUGUGAAUGUACAGGGAGGGUUCGAGUGUGCCUGUAACCAAGGUUACACACUAGCUGACACUACAUCAUGUACUGAUGUCGAUGAGUGUAGUGUAUUGAAUGGUGGUUGCCAUCAAGUAUGCAACAACUUUGAGGGAGGGUUCGAGUGCGACUGUUUGGACAGAUUUACAUUGAACAAUGACAACACAACAUGUCAAGUUAUACCGGAGUCUACUUGUUCCGGUGACGUUAUAUGCUCUCAGAAAUGUGUGAGGUUAUUUGGUGUGGACGUGUGUAGCUGUAACCUUGGAUACAUGUUGGACAGAGAUAAUGUCACCUGUUCAGAUAUUGACGAGUGUGUAGAGUCACCAUGUGAUCAAGAGUGCAGUAACUCUGAUGGAGGGUUCGAGUGUAUCUGUGAGGGAGGAUAUGUGUUGAACACGGAUGAGAGGAGCUGUUUGGAUAUAGACGAGUGCUUGGUGGCUGCUGAGAAUGACAAUGACCUUUGCACCUCUCCCAUGUUCUGCUCCAAUGUACCAGGUGGCUUUGAGUGUUUGUGUCCUGGGGGAACUGAGCAAGCAGGUGGCACAUGUGUCUUCAAAGAUAUAGACGAGUGCUCGGUAGCUGCCGAGAAUGAUACUGACCUUUGCACCUCUCCCAUGUUCUGCUCUAAUACACUGGGUGGCUUUGAGUGUUUGUGCCCUGGGGGGACUGAGCAAGCAGGUGGCACAUGUGUCUCCAUAGAUAUAGACGAGUGCUCGGUAGCUGCCGAGAAUGAUACUGACCUUUGCACCUCUCCCAUGUUCUGCUCUAAUACACUGGGUGGCUUUGAGUGUUUGUGUCCUGGGGGGACUGAGCAAGCAGGUGGCACAUGUGUCUCCAUAGAUACAAAUGUUCGUCGUGUCAAUGAUUCUGUGAUUGGAGAUCCACUGAUGACUGUACCUCUCUACCUCACCAACACUAGUGCACUACAGAGCAAUAUCAAUCUUGGAGAGAAUGAAGUUAUUAACCUGUGUUUUGAAAUCCAUGGUCGAUCUGAUGAAUAUUUCAAUCUCGUGUCUGACUCUUGUAUUAGCGUGAAUGCACAUUACCAGCGAGCAGAUCCACAACUACCCGCCAAUAUUAUUGAUGAGGUAACAGUACGAGCAGUUGGUCUUGAUGGGAUCUGCCGAAAUAUUGCAGUCAGUGUCGAAAAUUGCCAGGCAACAAUCGAUGGAUCUGUGCUCGAUGAGACGUACACAAGUGCUGGAAUAUCUGUGAGACUGUAUCGAAAUCGUGUUCGAAUUUCUGCUCCUAAUUGCCAAGACCUUGAUUUGGUGAUGUGGGUGUUUUGUGAGCAGACAGAGUUGAGGGGCUACCCUGAACUGGGAGAGCCUGAUAUCGUGGUCAAUGUUAAUAUGAUUCACUUUGUGAUUGCUCGUGGACUUAAUAUCAGAGAAUCAGCUCAUGGCUUGCUGGGUCAGUUUUGGAAUGUUCCCAUCACCAUUGAGCGCUACUUGGGCUCUCUCUCUGAUGGCAGCACACGAGACGAUACCUACAUCCUGACUGUCAACUAUCCGAACAUGUCCCCUCGUCGUUUUGUGACCUUUCUUCACUCUGUAACUUGGGACAGACGAGGAAAAGAGUACUGUUUGUACGGGGGUAACCGACAGGGUGGAGGGAUACUUGAGAUAGAGUCACCAAAUGAUCCCAUUAUCCAGGGACGCUACAGAGAUUAUAUCGUGGGGGAACAGUUCGGAGUGGACUUUGCGUAUUCUCAUUUCGAAUCUUCUGAGUGCAGUCUGUGAAUAAUUAUCAUAGCAAUUAUAGAGAGACUUCUAAGUGUGCGUUAAUUGUAAUUAUAAUCUUUCUUGUGUCACUGUUAUUGUUAUGUGCUAGCUAGUCUACUAUCGUUUUAAUUUGUAUACAUGACUCUACUAGUGGCUAUAAUUAGUACAAACUCUAUUUCCUUAUUCCAAUAAUUGC